UGAUCGAUUUUUUUGAGCUUAUUAUGUUGUUUGAUAAAUUUACCCGCAAUUAUUCGAUCCAAAAUGUUAGAAUAAUUAAAUUCGAAAGAGAAGAAGCACGUGCGGAGAAGGCAGAAGUCACGUGAGUCAUCUUCUACUUCCGUAACGCUCGAAAGCGAGUGGCCGACAAUGGAGCAGCCGCCGUCGAAGAGCUGGAGCAUCCACACGCGCCGCGAGAUCACCGCCAAGUACGAGAUCCUUGAGCGCGUGGGCUCCGGCGCCUACUCCGACGUCUACAAGGCCCGCCGCCGCUCCGACUCCACCACCGUCGCCCUGAAGGAGGUGCACGACUACCAGUCCGCCUUCCGUGAGAUCGAGGCCCUCCAGACGCUCCACAACUGCCCCAAUGUUGUCCUCCUCCACGAGUACUUCUGGAGCGACGACGAGGACGCCGUUUUGGUGCUCGAGUACCUGCCCACCGACCUCUCUGCCGUCGUCAAGGCCGCCAAGAAGGACUGGGACGGUGGGAUCACAGUCGGCGAGCUCAAGCGCUGGAUGGUGCAGAUUUUGCGCGGGGUCGACGCCUGCCACCGCAAUUCGAUUGUUCACAGGGAUUUGAAGCCAUCCAAUCUGCUUAUUUCUGCCGACGGAAUCCUCAAAAUCGCCGAUUUUGGCCAGGCUAGGAUACUUCUUGCACCUGGAUUUCUUGAUGAGGGUGCUUAUGAUCAGUUGGCCGAGCAGCCUUCGUCAAAUCAAGCAGCUUUUCCUCAACCAGCUGAAAUCCUUCCCAGACUAGAUGGUCAUGUCAUUCAAGAACAUGUGGAAAAGAGCAGUGAAAAGGGGGCUGCAGAGCCAGAAGACCUCAGAAUGGGUGAGUUUCCCAAUGAUGGUGAUGAAGAAAGCGUAACUCAUGAUGGAGCUGCUUCUUGUCUCGCUACAUGCACGACAAGUGAUCUCGAGGACCCUUUCCAGCAUUCUUAUUCUUAUGAAGGUGAGGAGGGCCGGGUUGAUGGGAAUGGUCCUCUUACCUCCUGUGUUGGAACUCGGUGGUUUAGAGCCCCAGAGCUACUUUAUGGUUCCACAAACUAUGGGCUGGAGAUUGAUCUGUGGUCACUCGGUUGUAUUUUUGGCGAGCUUCUGAGUCUCGAACCAUUAUUCCCGGGCACUUCAGAUAUUGAUCAGCUGGGUAAAAUUUUCAGUGUUUUGGGUAACUUGACUGAGGAGGUUUGGCCUGGUUGUGUACAUCUUCCAGACUACAACAUAAUCUCAUUUGGUAAAGUUGAAAAAUCGACUGGUAUAGAAGCAUGCCUCAUCAAUCGAUCUCCUGAUGAGGUUCUUCUUGUGAAAAAGCUAUUAAAUUAUGACCCAGCUAGCAGAGCUACUGCGAUGGAAUUGCUUCAUGAUAAGUAUUUGAUCGAAGAACCGUUACCGGUUCCUAUAUCAGAGUUGAGGGUUCCCCCUAAACAUGGGAGUCCUGAUGAGGAUUCCUCUGUUAAUUGGAAGGAUUACGAAGGUCUUGAAUCAGAUUCGGAUUUUGAAGAUUUCGGCCCCUCAGCUGUCACUACCACAGAAAACGGCUUCUCAAUUCGCUUCUCUUAAUAAUCAAACAUCGACGACCUCUGCAGUUGGAAGAAGAGCAAAAUGUAUUACUAUUAUGUUUGUGGAUCUCUCCACAGCAAGAAUUUUCAUGUUCAUUUUUUAAGAGAGGAUUUACUGGGAAACUGUGCAAGUCUUACCAAUAAAUCACUUUGUAUUGAGUUGAGGGAUAUAGUUAUUAUAUGUUUGGCAUGCCAUGUGCUGAGAAAAUGAAACAAGGUUGUUAUGUUUUUAUUCAUGAAGAGUCCAGAAGAGCAGCUCUGUAUGAAUGACUUCAUAGGGAUGAUAAAUUAUUAACUUGUGUAGAACACCUCUGUGUGUGUGUGCAAGAUUUGAUGAUCGUUGUUCCA
Messenger RNA from Salvia miltiorrhiza (redroot sage), 1925 nucleotides. RefSeq names its product cyclin-dependent kinase F-1. Gene Ontology annotation, biological process: protein phosphorylation. Gene Ontology annotation, cellular component: nucleus. Bases 169 to 1578 code for a protein of 469 amino acids. The transcript has 2 exons. The record is from RefSeq and is a predicted model, not a curated record. Lineage: Eukaryota; Viridiplantae; Streptophyta; Magnoliopsida; Lamiales; Lamiaceae. Gene Ontology annotation, molecular function: ATP binding.